Messenger RNA from Pseudomassariella vexata, 923 nucleotides. Its product is annotated as copper homeostasis CutC domain-containing protein. Gene Ontology annotation, molecular function: copper ion binding. The coding region runs from base 145 to 915 and encodes 256 amino acids. The record is from RefSeq and is a predicted model, not a curated record. NCBI's taxonomy places the organism in Eukaryota, Fungi, Ascomycota, Sordariomycetes, Amphisphaeriales, Pseudomassariaceae. The transcript has a single exon.
UUGAGUUCGGAAGCAGGGACUAUGCUUCAAUCUUGUUGACAACUACGAGACAGAUUCUUGGCACACAAUCCAGCCAGUAGCCUUUUGAUCUCUGUGGCGCGAGACUUAUUCGAUUCCAAAUAUUCUCUUUGAAAACUCGUCAUAAUGCCCAUCAAUCUCGAAAUCCCCAUAUUCGGCCCCGCUUCAGCCCAGACCGCCGCCCAAGCCGGCGCAUCCCGCGUCGAGCUCAAUGCUGCCGGCUCCUACCCAGCAGGCGGCCUGACACCAUCUCUAGAUGACCUCUCCCGGCUCAGCUCUCUCACAAUCCCCGUGCGAGUCAUGAUCCGGCCUCGUGGUCCACCUUCUGACCAGCCGGACUUCGUGUAUAGCGACGCCGAGGUGGACAGCAUGGAGCUGUCGAUCCAGGACUUCAAGACCUCAGGCCUCAUGAACCUCGACAGAGGUGACGGGUUUGUGUUCGGGAUUUUGCGGCUUGCGGCAGGUCGGGGGUUGGUAAUCGAUGGGGAGAGGAAUGGGAGGCUUGUGGAAGCUGCGCGCCCGUAUAAAGUAAUUUUCCAUCGGGCCUUUGAUGCGGUUAUUGAUUACCAGAAGACUGGGGAAACCAGGCGUGUCGAGGAGGCACUACGGGCGCUGAGUGAGUGUGGGUUUGAUGCGGUUCUUACUUCGGCAGGGCCGGGGAAUGCGAUAGGGAAUGUGGACACGCUUGCGAGGGUGGUCGAGCUGGCGGCAAAUGGUAUCGAGGUUAUUGUUGGCGGAGGAGUGAGGAGUAGUAACGUAGAAGCACUGUCGGACAAGCUGAGACUGCGGAAGGGAGGCUCGCGGGUGUGGAUGCACUCGUCGUGCUUGGAGGACUCGAUGAAGGGGACUAUCGAUGUCGGAGAGGUCGAAAAUAUUCUGAAGAUACUGGCCUACUGAAAAACGUG